GAGGGUGGGGAGAUGACACAGUUGUUCCCCCAGCCCUGUUGGGGCGGGCAGCAUGGUUCACUCCAGCAUGGGGGCUCCAGAAAUAAGAAUGUCUAAGCCGCUGGAAGCCGAGAAACAAGGUCUGGACUCCCCGUCAGAACACACAGACACGGAAAGAAAUGGACCAGACACUAACCAUCAGAACCCGAAGAGUAAGGCCUCCCCAUUCUCCGUGUCCCCAACUGGUCCUGGCACCAAGAUCAAGGCUGAAGAUCCCAGUGGUGACUCAGCCCCAGCAGCCCCCCCGCCCCCCCAGCCGGCUCAGCCUCAUCUGCCCCAGGCCCAACUCAUGUUGACGGGCAGCCAGCUAGCUGGGGACAUUCAGCAGCUCCUCCAGCUCCAGCAGUUAGUGCUUGUGCCAGGCCACCACCUCCAGACACCUGCUCAGUUCCUGCUGCCACAGGCCCAGCAGAGUCAGCCAGGCCUGCUACCGACGCCAAAUCUAUUCCAGCUACCUCAGCAAACCCAGGGAGCUCUUCUGACCUCCCAGCCCCGGGCCGGGCUUCCCACACAGCCCCCUAAAUGCUUGGAGCCGCCAUCCCAUCCCGAGGAGCCCAGUGAUCUGGAGGAGCUAGAGCAGUUCGCCCGAACCUUCAAGCAGCGCCGCAUCAAGUUGGGCUUCACGCAGGGUGAUGUGGGUCUAGCGAUGGGCAAGCUUUAUGGCAAUGACUUCAGCCAGACGACCAUUUCCCGCUUUGAGGCCCUCAACCUGAGCUUCAAGAACAUGUGCAAACUGAAGCCCCUCCUGGAGAAGUGGCUCAAUGAUGCAGAGACUAUGUCUGUGGACUCAAGCCUGCCCAGCCCCAACCAGCUGAGCAGUCCCAGCCUGGGUUUUGACGGGCUGCCUGGCCGAAGACGUAAGAAGAGGACCAGCAUCGAAACGAAUGUCCGCUUCGCCUUAGAGAAGAGUUUUCUAGCGAACCAGAAGCCUACCUCAGAGGAGAUCCUGCUGAUUGCCGAGCAGCUGCACAUGGAGAAGGAAGUGAUCCGCGUCUGGUUCUGCAACCGGCGCCAGAAGGAGAAGCGCAUCAACCCUUGCAGCGCAGCCCCCAUGCUGCCCAGCCCGGGGAAGCCGGCCAGCUACAGCCCCCACUUGGUCACACCCCAAGGGGGCGCAGGGACCUUACCAUUGUCCCAAGCUUCCAGCAGUCUGAGCACAACAGUUACUACCUUAUCCUCAGCUGUGGGGGCUCCCCACUCGGCUAUCGGCUUGUCGGGCCUGACCCCCAGCACGGGAAGCACAAUGGUAGGGUUGAGCUCCGGGCUGAGUCCAGCCCUCAUGAGCAACAACCCUUUGGCCACUAUCCAAGCCCUGGCCUCUGGUGGAACCCUGCCCCUUACCAGCCUUGAUGGCAGCGGGAACCUGGUGCUGGGGGCAGCCAGCGCGGCCCCAGGGAGCCCCAGCCUGGUGACCUCGCCACUCUUCUUGAACCACGCCGGGCUGCCCCUGCUCAGCGCCCCUCCAGGUGUGGGCCUAGUCUCAGCAGCGGCUGCAGCCGUGGCGGCCUCCAUCUCCAGCAAGUCUCCUGGCCUCUCCUCCUCAUCCUCUUCAUCCUCGUCCUCCUCCACUUGCAGUGAGGCCGCAGCACAGACCCCUGGAGGCCCAGGGGGGCCGGAGGCAGGGUCGAAGCCCGAGUGAGGGCCCAUCAUGCCUCCCCUCCCACUCCUCUGACCCUCACCUCGGUACCUCGCCUGGGAAGAGGGCGAAGAGGCCACUGGUAGGGGUCCAGCGGGUCCUUGGAGCAGGAGUGACAAGGGAAGAAA
This is a messenger RNA of Fukomys damarensis (Damara mole-rat), 1803 nucleotides long. RefSeq names its product POU class 2 homeobox 2 (gene Pou2f2). The transcript is spliced from 16 exons. The coding region runs from base 53 to 1678 and encodes 541 amino acids. Gene Ontology annotation, cellular component: nucleus. The record is from RefSeq and is a predicted model, not a curated record. Gene Ontology annotation, molecular function: DNA-binding transcription factor activity, RNA polymerase II-specific; RNA polymerase II cis-regulatory region sequence-specific DNA binding. NCBI's taxonomy places the organism in Eukaryota, Metazoa, Chordata, Mammalia, Rodentia, Bathyergidae. Gene Ontology annotation, biological process: regulation of transcription by RNA polymerase II.